AUGGGAAAUCUCAACCUUUUAAAUUGGUGCCAAAGUACACUUCCAAAGCAAGCAAGCCUUAACAAACUCAUUUGUGGGGAUGAUUCAAAAUCUGUUGUGCAAGGGGUUUUCUCCGCGCUGUUCGGAUUGACGGCUCUGAUUCUUGGCUGCCGAGCUUCGGGGAAGCUUCGGGAGCUCUCCAGAGCUCCUGAGCUUUUUUGCCCCUCAAAAUCCCACGGGCUUCACCGCCUGCGUCAUUCACCGCCCCAAUAA
Messenger RNA from Penicillium verrucosum, 252 nucleotides. RefSeq lists its product as uncharacterized. The coding region runs from base 1 to 252 and encodes 83 amino acids. NCBI's taxonomy places the organism in Eukaryota, Fungi, Ascomycota, Eurotiomycetes, Eurotiales, Aspergillaceae. The record is from RefSeq and is a predicted model, not a curated record. The transcript has 3 exons.